AUGGCUAAGGAAACACUAGAAGAAGCCAAGCAAAACGAAGAAGAAUCCAAUAAGAAACAUCAAUAUGGAGACAUAUCAAACAGAGGUGGCACUGCACAAUUGUUUGAUCUAAAUGAGAAUGCAGAUUUUGUCCAUGGAAUCAGAAAUUAUAUGAAAGGAAUCAUAAUUGAUCCUGAGAUAAUUAUUCAAAGAACUGGUCGUAUUCUGAAACUUUGUGUAUAA
This is a messenger RNA of Entrophospora sp. SA101, 222 nucleotides long. Lineage: Eukaryota; Fungi; Glomeromycota; Glomeromycetes; Entrophosporales; Entrophosporaceae. The record is from the annotation of a GenBank genome assembly.